AAAAAUUAUAUAAAAAUUUUAAUCUUUAAUGUAAGAUAUUUUACAUGAUUAAGAAUUUUGUAUUAGUAAGAAAAAUAUAAAGAUAGUGGUACCUGCACUGUUUUAAAGAUUUGGAUGAUGCAAAGUGCUUCCCAGUUUAUAAAAAAAAUGGAUGCUGCAUCAUUCACGGUUGGAGGAGUCCUACACUGAGUACACUGACAGUUGGCUUAUAACAACUAUAUUCCCACGUAGGAAAAUAUAGUUUAUUUUUUAAAAAUAAAAUAAACUAAUUAUUUUUUCCAUUUCUUCAAUUAAAUAAAUAACGGAAGAUACAUUUAUAGGAACAUAGCAUAUUUUGUCCCUCUGUGUUUUGUUAAUUAAAGAAUGGAAGGUGGCAUGAGACAUUGAGAGACGAAGGUUAAGAAGUAUAAAGAGUGAGAGUGCAGAGCAGAAAAAAAGAAAGAGAAGAAGAAAGAAGCCAUUCCUUAUUUUUGGGUUUAGCAAUUUUGGGGAGAGGUUUUUGCCAACUUGCAUGGAAUUUGAAUCUCCAACUUCUCGCCCUAUCCCAAGUGACGUCGUUUUCGACCCUCCGCCGUUUCCGAUCAUCCACCCCUUUCUGCCGCCGCCUCCUCCGCUCUCCACGGUGCUGCUUCCUUUUCCCUUCAACCCUUCACUUUUCUUCGUAAUGGACAAUCAAAGGUCCAUUUCUCUGCUUCAGUUCAUGGCUGAUGAAGGACUUGUUCCGCCGCCAGAAGAGGAUGAGAAAAGGAAAAACGCUAUUAAGAAGCUCAAACAGAUAGUCUCAUUAUGGAUCAAGAAGGUUGCAUGUCAGCAUCAACUACCAAAACACCAGAUUGCUGUUACUUCUGCCACAAUACUGACAUAUGGAUCUUAUGGCCUUGGAGUUCACAGCUCAGAGUCUGACAUUGAUGCUUUGUGUGUUGCUCCUUUUUUUGCCUCAAUUGCAGAAGACUUUUUUGUUGUGUUGCAUGACAUGCUUAAAAGGAGUCCUGAAGUGUCAGAUAUUCACUGUGUCAAGAGUGCAAAAGUCCCUCUAAUGCGAUUUAAAUUUGAUGGGAUUUCCAUUGAUCUUCCAUAUGCCCGGCUUAAUGUACUAUAUGUUCCUGAGAAUGUUGACAUUCUAAAUCCAUUUUUCAUGAGGAACAUUGAUGAUACCAGCUGGAAAAGUUUGUCUGGAGUACGUGCAAAUAGACAUAUUCUCCAUGUAGUUCCUAAUAUUGAGAAAUUUCAAUCUUUGCUACGAUGUCUUAAACUCUGGGCAAAAAGACGAGGAGUUUAUGGAAAUUUGCUUGGUUAUUUGGGAGGAGUUCAUAUGACAGUUCUUGCAGCUUAUGUUUUUCAAAGACAUCCUGAUGCCACUUUAAACUCUCUAAUUAUGAACUUUUUUCAAACAUUUGCAUUUUGGCCCUGGCCGACUCCCGUAAUGCUGCAGGAAGGAAUGUUGCUAACAGCUCUUGAUGCUAUAGAAGCACGAUCCUUCAUGCCUAUAUGGCUGCCAUCUAGUCCUUACGAGUUCUGCCAUACUAAUAUAACUAAAAGCACUUUCUACCGAAUCAGGUCUGAACUUCUUCGUGGGCAUAAUAUGACAAGGGAUCUUUUGAUGCCAGAUUUCGAUUGGGAUCAUGUAUUUGAGCCUUUCCCAUACUCAAAAAGAUACUUCCAAUUUGUCAAGAUUUACCUCUCUUCUCCUAAUCAUUAUACACUUGGAGACUGGGUUGGUUGGAUUAAGUCACGCUUUCGGGGUCUUCUCGUAAUUCUGGAGGGUAUUCUUGGAUUUUGUGACCCCAACCCCACAGAAUAUGUUGAUAGUGAGAAAACGGAGCCACAUGUGGUUUUCUACUGGGGCUUGCAACAUGUGAAGAAUAAUUUCAUUGACAUUGAUUUGGUAAAGGGAGAGUUCAUGAAAAUUAUCAACAAUGGCUAUGAAGGCUCUCCUGGGAGGAUGGAGUUGUCCAUUCUGUUAACUUCUCGGCUACCUAAGAAAGCAUUGAUGGUGGGGCUGUAAAGACUAAAGAGAGGGAAAGCUUGCUGGAAAAAUCAUUGAUGAUAAGAAAAGGAACCCAGUCUUUGCUGGAAAAAGGAACUCAACGUCUUCCAUGUUGCCUUGUUGGCCAUGUGUCACUUAGUAGGCAAGCUGGAUGCCUAAGCUCCAAUGGCUUGAUUUGUUUUAUUUUGAUUUAUCUGCCAGCUUGAUGUAUGUACUAUAUAGCCCUGUAUAUUCUCUCUUUUUGGCCCCUUCUCCCUCCCUUUAUUCUGGCUUCUAACUUCUGUUGGAGCAUAGGUAGGAUCAGUUCAAUCAGUAGUCUUUAGUCAUACAACACUAGAUAGAAGAAGAUUUUGAAAAGUCAAAAAGGUUAGGAGGUCUGGGACAUGUAAAGUGAAUAAACCUCAUUUUACCUUACCUACCAAAAAAAAAAAAAGUACCCUCGU
Messenger RNA from Cajanus cajan (pigeon pea), 2430 nucleotides. It is a transcript of the gene PAPS3, whose product is annotated as poly(A) polymerase 3. Gene Ontology annotation, cellular component: nucleus. Gene Ontology annotation, biological process: RNA 3'-end processing. The record is from RefSeq and is a predicted model, not a curated record. Gene Ontology annotation, molecular function: poly(A) RNA polymerase activity; RNA binding. NCBI's taxonomy places the organism in Eukaryota, Viridiplantae, Streptophyta, Magnoliopsida, Fabales, Fabaceae.